GUUUGUGAGGGAGAAGGAGGAAGCCGCUGUCGUCGCCGGGAGGAGCAGUCCUGUCUUUCCCCGCCGCCGUCGGGAGCGUCGCCGCGGGCCCUUCGCCGGCCCCCACCCCUCCCCAGCCCCUACUCUCUCUACCUCUUGCCGGGGGGGAGCGCCCCGCCAGCCAGCCAUGCCCUCUUCGCCGCUCCGGGUGGCUGUGGUUUGCUCGAGUAACCAAAACCGCAGCAUGGAGGCCCACAAUAUCCUCAGCAAACGUGGUUUCAGCGUCCGAUCGUUUGGUACCGGGACUCACGUCAAGCUGCCAGGACCUGCCCCAGACAAGCCCAACGUUUACGAUUUCAAAACAACAUACGAUCAGAUGUACAGUGACCUGCUUAGGAAAGACAAAGAACUCUAUACACAGAACGGGAUUUUGCACAUGUUGGACCGAAACAAACGAAUCAAGCCCCGUCCAGAAAGAUUCCAGAAUUGCAAAGACGUCUUCGAUUUGAUCUUAACGUGUGAAGAAAGAGUUUAUGAUCAAGUGGUAGAAGAUUUAAAUUCUAGAGAACAGGAAACAUGUCAACCUGUGCAUGUAAUAAAUGUGGACAUUCAAGAUAAUCACGAAGAAGCAACUCUGGGCGCCUUCCUUAUCUGCGAGCUGUGCCAGUGUAUACAGCACACGGAAGACAUGGAAAACGAGAUAGAUGAGCUAUUACAAGAAUUUGAAGAGAAAAGUGGCAGGACUUUUCUGCAUACAGUCUGCUUUUAUUAAAAAAACAAAACCAAUUCAGACGAACAACAGACCCAUCUCCUCCAGGCCUUAACGCAGACAAAAGAGGCAUCUUUAGUUUUGAUCCAACGGGACAUACUUUUCUCCCCCUCCUUUUCGAAAGAGAACGUUUCCAACCCAACUCACUUUCUUGUUGCUGUUUUAAUUUCCUUUGACCCACUGUAUUUUUUUUUUUAAUUUAAUUUCAUUGAUAUUAUUAUUAUUAUUUGCAGUGCAAGGGAGGCAGUUUCUGUACAGGGACACAAAUGAACUCUACCGAGAAAAACGGAGAAAGAAAAAAAGAAAGAACUUCUCUCCCUUGAGGCUGUGGUUUAUUUAAGAGACUAAAAGAUCAAGAUUUGUUUUAAUCCUCUGCCCCUUUCCCCUUCCACUCUUGGCUACCUUACUUGAAUGGUUAUAAGUAGGGUUUUAAUUAUACAAGGAAUGUUUUCACAAAAGAUAUCAUUUAUACGUGCCAGUAUAAAAUCUUAACGUUAUUUCGGUUGGUCGCUUUAUUGGGAUGAACUGAACAGCUGGAAUAUGGAAAGAUUUGAGCAGUGCAUAUCUUGUAUAAUAGUAGCAAUGAAAUUGAAAUCCUCUAAUAAAUGCAAAUCACAUCUACUGUU
Molecule: messenger RNA, 1374 nt
Organism: Notechis scutatus (mainland tiger snake)
Lineage: Eukaryota; Metazoa; Chordata; Lepidosauria; Squamata; Elapidae
Gene: SSU72
Product: SSU72 homolog, RNA polymerase II CTD phosphatase
Biological process (GO): mRNA processing
Cellular component (GO): nucleus
Molecular function (GO): phosphoprotein phosphatase activity
Source: RefSeq, a predicted model, not a curated record